AUGGCUCACACAACCGAAACCUACUACUAUUACGUCCCCAAUCUUCAGGCCCUCGACCCUACAGCUCGCGAAGUCGACCCUUCAGCUUACGCCUGGGUGCAGCCCACAAUCAUCGAGGAUGAGGAUCUUACUUUUGGCGGAAAGGCUUUGAGUGCCUGGUACGAGGAGGAUCGUCGUCGUCACAGCAGUGGCAGCGAUGAGGAGGAGCGACGCGGUCGUGAGCGUGUGCGAAGAAACUACUCGCGCUCCGGCAAGUCGCACAAGAAGUAA
Messenger RNA from Fusarium tjaetaba, 270 nucleotides. RefSeq lists its product as uncharacterized. The transcript has a single exon. The coding region runs from base 1 to 270 and encodes 89 amino acids. The record is from RefSeq and is a predicted model, not a curated record. NCBI's taxonomy places the organism in Eukaryota, Fungi, Ascomycota, Sordariomycetes, Hypocreales, Nectriaceae.